AUGGCAACCGAAAAGAAGGAAGUAGCACUGACGGCGACAGUCGAGGAACCGCUCGAUCUUCUGCGUCUCAGUCUGGACGAGAGAGUGUAUGUGAAGAUGAGAAACGACAGAGAGGUAUGAAAUAGUUAUGCGCAGUUCGAUUGAUGUUAACUUUGGCUUUUCAGCUUCGUGGCCGUCUCCGUGCUUUCGACCAGCACUUGAACAUGGUUCUGUCAGAAGUGGAGGAAACGAUCACAACUCGCGAAGUCGACGAAGAUACGUUCGAAGAGAUCUACAGACAGACGAAGCGAGUCGUUCCGAUGCUCUUCAUUCGUGGAGACUCCGUCAUUCUAGUGUCACCGCCCAUCCGCGCUUCCUAA
This is a messenger RNA of Caenorhabditis sp. 36 PRJEB53466, 359 nucleotides long. NCBI's taxonomy places the organism in Eukaryota, Metazoa, Nematoda, Chromadorea, Rhabditida, Rhabditidae. The record is from the annotation of a GenBank genome assembly.